Salpingoeca rosetta is the source of this 4497-nucleotide messenger RNA. RefSeq names its product TKL protein kinase. The record is from RefSeq and is a predicted model, not a curated record. Gene Ontology annotation, molecular function: protein kinase activity; protein binding; ATP binding. Lineage: Eukaryota; Choanoflagellata; Craspedida; Salpingoecidae. Gene Ontology annotation, biological process: protein phosphorylation. Bases 1 to 4431 code for a protein of 1476 amino acids. The transcript has 3 exons.
AUGGCAGGCACAGCACUAGCCGUCGUUGCGCUGCUGGUGCUGGCGUGCAUCAGCAGCGCAGCAGCAACAACGACAGCAACGCAAGACGAAAUACUCCAUUUUGGGUUUGUUGACGCAACACCCCACGAGGGCAACCACAACCACCACCACCACCGCCACGACAACAACACUCACGGCAGCAACAACAACACUGCCAACUACGGCAAUGGUUUGACGGGCAGUGACGCGUUGUUAGCUCUUCCACAGUGUGCCGGCGAAGACGCCGCACACUCUCUGCCUCUGGGUUGCCCGGAUCAUCAAGCCUUUUGCUCAUCGGCCGUGCGCCGCGUUUUGGCAUCUAUGGCAAGCAUCGAUGCCUUGCUUGCACGCACGCAGGAACGGCCCUUUGGAGAUGCGGGAGGCGAAGGGGCGCACGACCACCUGCGCGGUGGGGCAGAGGCGUUGAGGCUCACACAGCACGUGCUGCGCGAGCUGCACGGCGACUUUCCGCUCCUUCGCUCCAUCCUGACACAGUUUUGUCCGGACAUCAGGAACACGCGUCCUUCCAUGCGUCCUGAAAAGUCAAACAAGCAACCAAGACCUGCAUCAAGUCCAGCAAGCGCGUCAGCGCUUCCUGCUGCUGAGCCCAUCGUGGACAUGCAGAUGGACACAACAGUGCCCAAGACCCGCGAUACAAACCAAGACGCAGCGGUGCUCAGCCAGGGCUAUGAUGUCGCUUCACGCAUGCCGCGACUGCGCCCACGCCGCGAAGAUCCCGACAAUGAGAAGCCUCGCCACAACGCAACAAUCGCCACAUGCAGCCUGCAAGACUUGGUGGACGGCGCAUGCAAUUCAGCCCGCCAAUCCGCAACCUUUAGCAUUUUUUUCAGGGGCUUCUUGUUCGACCCACUAGAUGGAGACACCCAGGCAGCGAACAACGUGUUGCAUGUCAGCAACAAUGUGAAGCCAACGAGGCUGCGCCUUCAUGGUACCAUCCCUGAGGACCAUUUGCGACUGGUGAUUGACAAAGGAGCAUGGAACUACGUAACAGAAGUCAUUGUCCAAGGCUGGCAGCCUGGCGAGUUUGACCUGGGACUCUUGCGCGGGCUGCCGCUCCUCACACACGUGCAAAUCUUGGACAGCGAGCUCGUGGGCGUGCAGUUGUCCUCCACAGGUGACGCCGGUGACAACAAUGAGCUGGUUGCUCUAGAGAAACGGCUCGUCCUCCUCAACUUGACGAGCAACAGCCUGACCAACUUGCAUCCGGGGCUCUUUGCCAACAUGGAAAACCUAAUGCAUCUGUGGCUCAACGACAAUCAAGUUACCGCGCUGGAUGAGAACGUGUUUGAAAAGCUGUCAACCCUCCAGACGCUGUCGCUUCGAAACAACCGCAUCUCCGAGAUUGACGACAAGGCAUUCACAGGACUGACCAACUUGCAGCGCCUCGGGCUUGGGUACAAUGCCCUGUCAUCGCUAAAAGAGGACGUGUUUGAGCCACUCACGUCGCUGCAGGCACUCUUCCUGGAGAACAACCCCAUUGAGCGACUCAAGUCGGAAACCUUCAAGAAGCUCUCCAAUCUCCUUCGCCUUGAGCUCACCUUCUCGCCGCUCAACGUGCUCAGCGAUGAGCUCUUCAAGUACACGACGCGGCUGCAGCAGUUGAUACUGCGGCAGAACCGGUUCGAGACCCUACCCGAGGAUGUCUUCCAUCCUCUCACCAACUUGGAAACGCUCGACCUGUCGCACAACAGGCUGACGUUCAUUACACAGAGCCACUUCAAACACCAGGCCAAGCUCACGCACCUCUUGCUGCUGGGCAACAGAAUCACAACCAUCGCAUUCAAGGCGUUUGGUCAGCUCACGAGCCUGAAACGCCUCGACCUUCAACACAACGACCUCACCCUCGUUGACGCAGUUUGGUUCGAUCGUGAGAGCGCGCAACACAUUGAAGAGUUGGAGUUGAGCUCCAACAAGCUGACCCAGUUCCCGCCAGACCUACUCGACAUGCUUGAUGGGCUGAGGGUACUGUCCAUUGCCAAGAACAAGUUGACAAAGUUUGUUCCACCACUGGUGGCGGGCCGCACCUUUGGACUGAGGCACCUGCGCCUCAGUGACAACCCACUCGACACCUUUCCCUCCCUGGGCAGCUUUCCCCAGCUGCGGGAGCUGGAAGCAAACAACCACAUGAUCCCCCAGGUCAACGUCACGCCUGUGCUCAAUGUCACCAGCUUGCGCGCGCUGGAAGUGGCGGCGCACCCGCACAACAAAGGCGUGCGCUUAAUCGUGGAGGAAAGUGCGCUGAAGGAGCUGAUGUCAGAGACAGGCAAGCCACUGCUGGAGAACCUGCGGCACCUCGACCUGCGCAACGUUGACAUCACAGCAGCCCUGAAGCUGCCACUCAGCCACCUCCAACUGACACACCUCCGCCUGGGCUGGGAGGGAAUGGCAGAGACCACGUUUCCUGCCAGCAAUAUCUGCGAGUUGCUUGGACAACAUGUGGAGGAGAUUGAGUUGACGGGCACCCAUUACACGGACUUGGAAAUGUGCGAGAACAAGACGUUUAGCUCCAUCUUGCUGACAGAGAACAAGCUGUUGCGCACUGUCACAGUGCGCGCCCACCUGCGGCAGCUCAACCUCUCCGGCUGCAGUGAUCUGCACGACUUGUUCCUGCCAUCUGCGGAGUUGCUUGACAUCAGCGGCACACGGCUGCACCCAGACCCUGGCCUGUGCAAUGGCUGGGGCCGCAGCAUGCUGUUUGCCCGCAACUGGAAGAAUGAGCACGUGCAGCAGAACCAGGCGACGCUGCGGCUCCUGCUGGCCCGCUGCCUGCAGACAGUUGAUUUGAUUGACCUUGGCGCCAACGACUGGUUGGACGAGCCAGACAAGGUGAAGGACGUUGUGUCACCGCUGACAGUGCUCUCAAAGCGCCCCGUGUUCACGGAGAACGGUGUGCAGCUCCGCAGCCGCGAGACCAUGCCGGUGUUCCUGCUGGAGAACACGCCCAUUGCGUGCGGCCUGCACGUGAGCAACGCGCGCGUGUCGUUGAGCAGGGAGCCACAGAAUGACGAUGACGACAACGACAACGACAACAACAAUGACGACCAGCAGUCCACACGCGUGGCCUACACCUUCCAAUGCUCGUGCGCUGGUGGCUAUCACAAGGGCAACAACAAUCGAUGCGUGCGAGAUAACCGAGACCAGUACCUGCUGUUGUUUGGUGCCCUGUUCGGGGUGCUGGUGGUGCAAGCGGUGGUGUUUGUUGUCGUGCGGUAUGUGCGCCGACAUCGACAGCUGGUGCAGGACCACACGCUGAAGACGCAGCUGCUGGUGGAGCGAGACGAGGAGGUGCUGGCGCUGAAGAAGGCGUGGGAGAUUGGCUACAACGAACUGCGCUCCCUCACACACAUCUCCACGGGUGCGUUUGGUACGGUGUACAAGGCGGAGUGGGACACGGUGACGGUGGCGGUGAAGGUGAUGCAGCAAGGGGUGAGCAUAUUUGAUGACAACUCGCAGCAUGAGUUUGAGAAGGAGGUGGAGUUCCUGCAGCGGACACGGCACCCGCACGUGGUGCGGUUCUUUGGCGCGGGCACACACCCCAACGGCAGCCCGUUCCUCGUGCUGGAGUUUGUGGCGAUGGGUUCCCUGAAGCAGCUGCUGUUUGACCGCGGGCUUGAGGCUGUGCUGCAAGAGCACUUGCGUGAGCGAGAGCGGGCCAACGCCGCGGAGGGCAGCGAGCAAGGCGGGGGUCGCAGCAACCGCACGUAUACGACGGUUGAUGUGGGCGAGAGCGUGAUGGUGACGGAAAGGCCCACCUCCACCGUCGACAUGCCGGAAUUGCCGCUCUCCUCCUGGGGUCUCAGACAGCGGCUGGCGCGUGAUGUGGCUUGUGGCAUGGCCUUUAUCCACAGCCUCGACCAAGUGCACAGGGAUUUGAAGAGCGGCAACGUGCUGGUGUCUGCGCAUUUGCGUGCGAAAAUCUCGGAUUUCGGAUCUAUUCGCCAGAAGCUGGCGACCGGCGCACGGCACACAGCCGGCACGAAUGUGGACGGGAAAGCUGACGAGAACAGCAUCAAGUACUCACGCACGCUCGGCGCCACCACCAUGCACCUAACCAUGACAGCUGGCGUGGGCACACCCAUGUACAUGGCGCCGGAGGCCCUGUAUGGGCACGAGUACGGCCUCAAAGCGGACGUGUUCAGCUUUGGCGUGCUGCUGUGGGAGAUUGCCUGCGUGCAGCACCCCGACAUCAUCUCGCAGGAGUAUGGCGACUCGUUUGACGGACCCCUCUUCCCCACCCUCAAACAACUCCUCGAAGACGGCAAGCGCCUCAAGUUCUCAGAUGAGGCUGCAAGUCAGACGCCAACCUGGUACCGUGCACUCACGUACAAGUGCAUGGCCCAAGAUCCAGACGGCCGCCCUUCCUUCAAGCAACUGAAGACCAACCUCAUGUAGUCUGCUGGCUGUUGUUUAAGUUGUUAUUGUUGUUGUUGUUAAGUUGUUGUUGUUGUUGUUGUUGUU